AUGCAAUCUUUCAAGGAUAUCUUGCUGCAAGAGGAGCAAGGUCAGCUUCCGGAUGGUGAUGGUGGUGCUCAGACUCUCCCUCUCUCUCCGUCUCUUAGCAAUCUUGCUAAGUUUGUAAGUGAUCCCCCAGGUCCACCUUCUUUGUCUGAGUCCAUUGUUCUUGAUGAUUUGUCCCAAGUUAAACAAGAUAUUGAUGACCUAACUAAAUCUUGUUUGGUUGGGAAAAUGUUGGGUGCCACUGUUGACCUAAGAACUAUCAUGUUUAGAACUAAAGCUGACUGGCAGUUUUGUAAGGGUGAUGUAGAGUACCUGGAUAUGGGGAAUAACUGGGUUAUGAUUAAAUUUGUGAAUCCUGGUGAUUUAUAUCUUGUAUGGGCUGAUAGACCUUGGCAUGUUCAAGGGGAGCUCUUUGUGAUCUACCCUUGGAAACCUCAUUUUGAUCCAUAUGUUGAGGAGAUCAAAUAUGUGGAUUUGUGGGUUAGAAUACCUAGAUUUCCUGUUGAGUUAUUGAAUUUUGAUUCUGUAGCUAAUUUGUUAGCUGCUAACAAUAUUGGAUCACUGAUUAGGCUGGAUUCUCGUUCAAUUCUUAAGCAUAAGGUAAGAUUUGCUCGUGCUUGCAUUAGAGUGGAUAUUACUGAGCCUUUGCUGGAAUACGCUGAGGUUACUAGAGCUGGUGGGGUUAAGUGUGGUUAUGUUAUUUGGUAUGAGGAUUUUUCAAUUGGUUGCUCAUUUUGUGGGUGUGAUGAUCAUGUUAUUGAUAACUGUCUCAUUUUAUCUCCCUCCUAA
Beta vulgaris subsp. vulgaris (sugar beet) is the source of this 786-nucleotide messenger RNA. RefSeq lists its product as uncharacterized. The record is from RefSeq and is a predicted model, not a curated record. Lineage: Eukaryota; Viridiplantae; Streptophyta; Magnoliopsida; Caryophyllales; Amaranthaceae. The coding region runs from base 1 to 786 and encodes 261 amino acids. The transcript has a single exon.